ACUAAACGUGCACUUUUUUAGUGAAAAAUGCAGCCAAUUUCAAGUUGGUGGUAAAUUAAGACAUCUGCACCCUUGCAGCCAUGGCUACACAUAGACUGGGCUGUUUCUUCAUCCUGCAAAUUCCGGUUGCGGUGCUGCUGGUGUUAGAUGGUAUUGCAGCUGCAGCGGGCAGUGAAUACCGCGGGAAGCCCCAAAAGAAGCUCGGUGGUGGUGGACCUGGCGGAACAGCUGCCACUGCUCUCUUCUUCUUUGGCGACUCUUACUUUGAUGCAGGCAACAACAACUACAUUAACACCACUACACUUGACCAGGCAAAUUUUUGGCCGUACGGGGAAUCCUACUUCAGCUUCCCAACCGGAAGAUUUUCCAACGGCCGUUUAAUAUCAGAUUUUAUUGCCGAAUAUGCGAAACUGCCACUGAUUCCGCCGUUUCUGCAGCCGGGAAACCAAGAAUACCGGAAUGGAGUAAACUUCGCAUCGGCUGGAGCGGGCGCUUUGGAUGAGACCUUUCGGGGAGCGGUGAUUGGCCUCAGGACGCAGUUACGAUACUACACCAAGGUGAAAGCAUGGUUAAGACACGAGUUAGGGGACGUGGAAUCCAACACGAUACUAUCAAGAGCUGUGUAUUUGUUUAGCAUUGGGACGAAUGACUACACAAGCCCUUUCCUUACCAAUUCUACCAUGCUGGCCAACUCCGGUUCUCCUUCAAAAUACGCAGGGAUGGUGAUCGGUAACUUGACAUCAGUGGUCAAACAGGCAAUAUACGAUAGAGGCGGAAGAAAAUUUGGUUUCCUCAAUUUAGGGAGCUUGGGUUGUCUACCGGGGCUUAGAAUCCUACAAUCCCAAACAAAAGGAGGUGGCUGCUUCGAAGAAGCUUCAAAGUUGGCAAAUUUACAUAAUCGGGCACUCUACAACUUCUUGUCAAAAAUGGAGGAUCAACUGCAGGGGUUCAGAUAUUCAAUUUGCGACUUCAAUGGUGCUCUAAGGCACAGAAUGGAUCACCCCUCCAGAUUUGGAUUCGAGGAAGGGAGAGCAGCAUGUUGCGGAGCAGGACGAUAUAAAGGAAUAUACAGCUGUGGAGGGAAGAGGGCCAUGGUGAAGGAUUUCGAGCUGUGUGAGAAUCCGAAGAAAUACGUGUUUUGGGAUUCUUAUCAUCUCACUGAGAGGGUCUACAGGCAGAUGGCAUCAGAAAUGUGGAAUGGAUCCAGGAGAAGGGGGCGGCCUUACAGUCUCAAGCUCAAGGAUUUACUCCAAGCUCAAGGAAUUCUUUGACUGAUUAGAAACACUAAUAAAUUUGCCAAGACGCCACAGAAGAAGACAAAAAUUACAAAUAACGCUGUUGACCAGUAUAAUGAACCUUGCAGAAAUUUGAACCUUGCAGAUCAAGUUAAUUUCAAAAGACAUUAUUGAAGACGUCUGAGUUGA
Molecule: messenger RNA, 1424 nt
Organism: Coffea eugenioides
Lineage: Eukaryota; Viridiplantae; Streptophyta; Magnoliopsida; Gentianales; Rubiaceae
Product: GDSL esterase/lipase 5-like
Exons: 5
Coding region: 81-1271 (396 amino acids)
Molecular function (GO): hydrolase activity, acting on ester bonds
Source: RefSeq, a predicted model, not a curated record